CCAGGAAACUAAUAAAGAGGGAUACCUCUUAGAAUGAGACGACAAAUUCGGCUCUUCAAACAUGGUUCGUUUUUAUAAAUAUAGGGAGCAUCCAAAUCAUUCAUACAGAUGUGUUUAAUGCUACUAUCAGUUGCUGUAUCUUUGAUCACUAUUCAAAUACUUGGGAACUAUUCGACUUUUUUGAGUUUGCUUGAACUGUUACUUAAAUAAGGCAUUGCCCUCCUAAUGUCAAAUAAAUCAUGAAAUUACAAGGUUGAGUCAAGUCAACCAUUGUCCCAGCUUAAAUUGAGUGCAAUGAAAUGUCAACCAAAGUCACCCAAUAUAAAAUGCUAUUACCAUGAGUUUCAUACUUCUGAGCUGUAUAAAUCAAAUCAAAUUCUUUUGAACUGAGUGAUUUUACAGUGUGAAGCUAUGAACUCUAACAAGACAGGAAAAAGUGAACUUGAUAGUUCAAAAUCAAUACCAUGUUCGGGCCUUCGUGGAGUAUUUACAGGGCUCUCAAAACCUACAACCAAAGAAAUUGUUGAAUCCAAGGUGCAAGCACAGGGAAGUGGUAACAGUUUGGAUGGUAGGUUUAGCUGGCCGAUACAGAUGGUCCAACCAGAAAUGGAAGCAUUAAAACAUGGAAGUAGUUAUGAGAAGGCACUUUCAUGUGCUAAUCAAUUGCUUAUCAGACAUUAUCUUACCCCUAUUGUACAAAUAGUCAGCAGGUCAAGCCCUCGGCAGAAUCAAGGACUGAAGAUACAGAUCCAAUAUACAUCUUAUAAUCUGUGACAACUAACAAGUGCAACAGGUGCACCAUGUACCAACCAGAACUUUUAUACUAAACCUCCCUCUUUUGGGGUUGUAGAAGAUACCACUCAAGCCAAA
Ilex paraguariensis (yerba mate) is the source of this 870-nucleotide messenger RNA. The record is from the annotation of a GenBank genome assembly. NCBI's taxonomy places the organism in Eukaryota, Viridiplantae, Streptophyta, Magnoliopsida, Aquifoliales, Aquifoliaceae.